Molecule: messenger RNA, 2097 nt
Organism: Didymodactylos carnosus
Lineage: Eukaryota; Metazoa; Rotifera; Eurotatoria; Philodinida; Philodinidae
Source: the annotation of a GenBank genome assembly
AUGGCGACAGCAAAAACAGACGGAACUUACUCUUUUCUGACGGGUAGUACAGUGGAAGGUCAAACAUAUGCGCGUCAUUUGGCUAAUCAAAAUAUUCAAGAUAUUGAUAUUCUGAUCCAUAAAGGUACAAUACAAUCAGAAGAAAGUCUAAUUUCGACGUCAGUUCCCGGUUUUCUCCAAAUAAAGCGUACGCCAGAUGUGGAAGCCAGUGGUAGUACAAAGUUUACAUGGGAAAGUAAUUCCAGUAGUAUCAGUUGUCUCAAUGGGUUCCAUCUCAAAACCGAACAUUGCACAACUGAAACAUCGUUUGGUGCACCACUAGCACAAGUAACAAUGAGAGGUGAUACGUCACGCGAUGCAUCAGGCGCUUCUGCUGAGCAAACACUUAAUUACCGCACAAUCGAACUCGACAAACAGUUCCAAGAAGCUUUAUUAAAUACAGCAAAACAACAUGAUUUACUAAAUUUUGAUACGAUAAAAGUAAACUAUGUAUUGUUUUGCCGUGGUGUAUCCAAUGCGAUAUCUCAGUAUGCUUUACCAUUAUUUUGCACACCACAUCAUAAAGAAAUGUUUGAUGAGCAGAAUAUAAAUGUGCAAACAUUUCGAGAUUUAUUCACGUUGAUCGGACCAGCUUAUGACUAUGAUUUGCCGCAGGUAACUCGAGUGCGAAUUACGGCUCUACUUGAUUUUUAUGCUAAAUACGAACAUGUUGGAAAUCCAAAGAAUAUCAUCGAUAUGGCAGACUAUUACAAAUCAUGCGCGCCAGUAAACGCUGACUUUGUUUCCGCUCUACAACUGAAAUUUUGGCCUCGUGACAUUCAGCCGUUUCUUAAUCGAAUAAGAAUAAACCGUCCACGGAUACACCAGAUGAUAAUGACUAAAACAUCGAUGCAUGUUAUUUCAAAAUGGUCAACGAAAACACCGUCAUGUGAUCGAGAACUCGAAUUUCGUUAUUCUUUCUCAGCAGUUGAGCUCCUUCUUGCCCAACAAAGGUCUAAUAAUGAACAAGUUUUAAACGGAAUUGCACGAAGUAUUUAUUUUAAACAUUUGAAAGGCAAGCAAAACGUUAUACCGUCAUAUUUUAUUAAAACAACAAUAUUGUGGAUGUGCGAAACGAUGGAGUUGAAUGAGGAUUCUCCACUGACUCUCGGUCACAAAUGGCUGCAAUAUGCUGGAGAACUGCUGAGAAGGCAUGAAUGUCCUCACUAUUUCAUUGCUAAUCUUAAUAUACUUGAGCCAUAUUCACAUGAACUAUUAGACAGAGCAAGGAAAAUCCUUCAAAAUGACGUCAAAUUUGAUAAGCAGUUAGAAAUCGACAUAUUUACAGCCUCAGGUCAAAAACAAUAUCGAGAUAAAUAUAAUCGAAACAUUGCAUAUUUUCUCAGUAAUCUAAAAGCGUCUGAUCUCAAGAAUGCUCUCCGCGAAUAUCGUCAAUUCAAACAUAGUUGGCUUAGUCUAUCAGAUUCAAAUCAUCUCAUAAUAGACGAUGAUGAAGUAGAUAUCGGCGAAACCAUGAGUAUUUUAAAUAUUUUGCGCGCGUUGGAUGGACAAGAAAAUGAGAAUUGGCAAACAUUUCGCGAAAUAUUCUUAAAUCGAAAGGCUUCUCAACCUCCCAUAUGGGGUGAAACAGUAAAUAAAGACAAUGCAUUUGGUUUUGCUGAAUCUCUGAUGAGUAUGAGUAUCAUUCUAACAAUGAUGAACGACCACAUUACAAGCUCAAAUUUCCUGGCCCAAGGCGCCGUGCGUAAUCCACAAGACUUUGAGAAUUAUCUAAACGUAAUUCACAGCUAUCUGGAUCCAAAAAAUCUCUCCACUAGUUUCCAAUCAACAUACGCCUAUUUCUAUGAUCAACAGGUAUCUGCAUUUGAACAUAGACGUUUGAUAGAUAAUCAUCCACUUGGACCACCGAUGACAAGUACAAACAACGAGCAAAAAGGUUUUUAUGCAAUGCUGAUGGAGUUGUGUGAAAAUGCUCCCAAUGAGAAUAUGACACUGAGAGAAUUAUACCAGUGGAAAAUACAGAAUAAUAUAGACGAUGAUGAGAUGCUGGCAAUUGCAAUUCAAAUGUCUCUAGAUGAAGCGAACAAAAAACAAUGA